Molecule: messenger RNA, 2556 nt
Organism: Corvus hawaiiensis (hawaiian crow)
Lineage: Eukaryota; Metazoa; Chordata; Aves; Passeriformes; Corvidae
Gene: C1H5orf22
Product: chromosome 1 C5orf22 homolog
Exons: 9
Coding region: 16-1401 (461 amino acids)
Source: RefSeq, a predicted model, not a curated record
GCGGGCAGCGGCGGCAUGAGCGGAGCGGAGCCGGGGCCCGGCGGCGCGUCCCGGCCCCGCGGGGCCGCCCGGCGGCACUACUCGGCCCUGCCCGUGUGGGUGGUGGAGGACCACCAGGACGUGCUGCCUUUCAUCUAUCGUGCCAUUGGUUCAAAGCAUCUUCCUGCCAGUAACAUCAGUUUUGUUCAUCUUGAUUCCCAUCCAGACCUUCUUAUUCCUGUGAAUAUGCCUGCAGACACUGUAUUUGACAAAGAAGCUCUUUUUAGCGAAUUAAGUAUUGAGAACUGGAUUAUGCCUGCUGUUUAUGCUGGCCAUAUUUCUCAAGUAGUAUGGCUUCACCCACCCUGGGCUCAGCAGAUCUCAGAAGGGAAACACAAUUUUCUAGUUGGGAAAGAUGUAUCAACAACAACAAUCAGGGUUACUGGCACAGAUCAUUACUUCUUAAGUGAUGGUCUUUAUGUUCCUGCUGAUCAGCUAGAAAACCAGAAGCCUUUAAAUUUGCACGUCAUUCUCAUCAAUCCUACUGAGUCAUCAAACAGCCCGGAAGGAAAUGGCAAAGUAGCAUCUGCUAAAAGACUGAAGCUAAAUACAGAUGACACAGCAAGUGCCACUUCUGCCUCUUCAGUAGCUCCUGGUGACCUUGAUCACACGAUCCCGAGUGUGAAGAAAAAGGAAAUACAAAAUGCAGGUGCCCUCAGUAGAGCAGAAACCUUGGCAGAGUGCUCAGCUUCAAGCUGUCUCAAAAACAGUGAAUGCCCAUUAAGGGAUGUUGUUAAAGAUGUCUGCCAAGUACUGCAGAAAGGGGAUGCAUAUGUUUUGGACAUUGACCUGGAUUUUUUUUCAGUUAAAAAUCCAUUCAAAGAAAUGUACACACAGACAGAAUACGAGCUUUUGCAAGAGUUGUACAAUUUCAAGAAGCCACAUAAAAAUGCAGCAGAGGAAGACUUGUUGGAUUGUGUUGAAAACCGUGUUCAUCAGCUGGAAGAUCUGGAAGCAGCAUUUGCAGAUUUGUGUGACAGUGAUGACGAAGAAACCCUACAGAAAUGGGCUUCAUAUCCUGGAAUGAAGCCACUUCUUCAACUAGUUCACAGUUUGAAAACCAGGAUGGAAAGCCCAGACUAUGAAAUGGUCCAUCAGGCUGGUCUGACCUGUGAUUAUGUGGAGCUUCCUCACCAUGUUAGCACUGAAGAGGAGAUCAAAGGCCUCAUACAAUCCAUUAGAGUCCUACUGACAGAUCUGCCCAUGCCCACGCUUGUGACAGUUGCUCGAUCAAGUUUGGAUGACUACUGCCCUUCAGAGCAGGUUGACAUGAUUCAAGAGAAAGUUCUCAGUUUACUACGUUCAGUGUAUGGUUCUCUGGAUGUGCACUUAGAUUACUCAAGCACUUCAUCUUCUUCAUGACCUUUCUUCACGUGUUGCUGUGUAAGGCAGAGGAUUAAUUUAAAUUGUGUAUUAGCUGUGACUGGGAAGGGAAGACUACUGUUAUUUCAGCAGGUGGCACUAGAACCCAAGCUGACCCAGCCAGGGGUUGAGUUGCAUUGCUUUCUCCCAGUCGGUUGCAUCUGAACUGUUACUUAUUUGGCUUUGUUCAGAUUAGUUCUGUAAUUAUUAUUUUUACUGUCUUGUUUCUUAAAAUUGGUACAAGAGAAAUAACUUUUUGUCUAAAAAUUGGGGGAUUUUGUCCUGUUUCUUUGUGGUUGUGAAAUAAAAUAUAUAAUUUCUUAAAAUGAUUUUCCAUUAUGUAUGUCUUUUGUAAUUUGGUAACAGAUUUGGUCCUGAGUUGUAUUAUAUCUUUUAAAAAAUGAUCUUAAAAAUGCUCUUAAAACUGUAGGUCUGUGUAAUGAUCUUUCCUAAGUGUUGUGCUCGAGAUGACCCUCUCAUUUCUCUAGAGCAGCUCAUGGCUUCUGCCCCAUCCACAGAAUAUCAUUUAUGUUUAUUUUCUGUUUCAUUAAUAUUUUCUUAUUUUGCCUUAGAGUAUUUUAUUGGUGGCUCAAAUAAUAUCCCUAAUGUACAGACACUGGCUUGGUAUUUUCACUUUUACAUAUUUUUGAGGUUAAAAAGUAUGUGUGCAUGUGCAUGCUUUUAUGUUUUAAAUCCUGUAAGGAAUUGAUGGUUUCUUCAGAAACAAAGAUUUAGCUUUACUGAAGUCAGCAGCAAAACCUUCUGUACUAGGUUUUCACCCAUUUCAGUAUUGCUGUUUGGGAAUUAACAGUUUCAGAACUAUAUAAUUUAGAAAUCAAUAUACUUAUAGAGAAAAUUGGCACUUUAAGAGGAAAAAAACCCUACAGAAUUUAUUGGAAAUGAAACUGAAACAGGAAGGACAAAAUGCCACCUAGAAUAUUUUCUUUUAUUAGGAACAGAUUUUGCUUGUAAUUUCUUCUGAAAUAACAGGGUUCAUUUGCUAACUUGACUCUCUGAGAAAGUGAGAUACAGAGACUUUGUGCAUUUUUACAGUUUUUUCCUACUUCUGCUGUUGAUAUAAAUGAUUAUAUUAGAAAUUGUAAAUAUGUAAUUCCUUUAAAAAUUUGUUCCAGUAGAAUAAAUUCCAUGACCAUG